This is a messenger RNA of Carcharodon carcharias (great white shark), 3378 nucleotides long. It is a transcript of the gene ccdc78, whose product is annotated as coiled-coil domain containing 78. Gene Ontology annotation, molecular function: microtubule motor activity; microtubule binding; ATP binding. The coding region runs from base 1 to 3114 and encodes 1037 amino acids. Gene Ontology annotation, biological process: microtubule-based movement. Gene Ontology annotation, cellular component: cytoplasm. Lineage: Eukaryota; Metazoa; Chordata; Chondrichthyes; Lamniformes; Lamnidae. The record is from RefSeq and is a predicted model, not a curated record. The transcript is spliced from 22 exons.
AUGGACUGCAAAUAUACAGUGCCACCCCAUGUCUCCAAAGAAUGCAAGGAUCUUGUUAAUCGGAUGCUGCAGAGGGAUUCGAAGCGAAGAGCCUCAUUGGAAGAGAUUGAGGACCACCCCUGGCUACUAGGAAUCGACCCCUCACCUGCAACUAAGUGCAAAAUCCCUCUUGUCUCUUACAAGAACCUCUCUGAGGAGGAGCACAACGGCAUUAUCCAGCGCAUGGUGCUUGGUGAAAUAGCAGACCGUGAAACCUUUAUUGAGGCCCUGGAAAGUAAUAAGUACAAUCACAUCACUGCCACUUACUUUUUGCUGUCUGAGAGGAUCUUGAAGGAAAAACAGGAAAAAGAAGCUGGGAGAAUGAACAUCGAUGUGGUGGGACGGAUACGACCAGCUCGGAGACCAGAACAGGGCCACAAUUUACAGACCUCAGCAGAAGGAAAGACCAUCUACACGGCUUUAGGUGAAGGAUCCUCCUGCAGGUUUCAGGAGAUCUUUGACCAAAAUGCCUCCACACAGGAAGUAUUCUCCAGGACUGUGGAGCCCCUGCUCAAUGUGUUCGCAGAAGGAAUGAAUGCCUGCGUUGUGGUAUUUGGUGAAACUGACUCUGGCAAGUCAUACACACUAAUCGGAGAAAAAAAUGAUCGAUUGGCAAUCAUACCCUUGACAAUUAAUUACAUCUUUGGUGCACCGUACCUACAGAACUUACAGGCCACAGCCAUGUGGUCUCUUUCGAUAUCGAUGUAUGAGAUUUACGCUGAGGUGCUGAAGGAUUUGUUAGACUCCAGUGGAAUGGACCCUGCCAAUUUAAAGAUUGCAUGCAAUGCACAGGAUGGCACAUUCAUAAAGGGAUUAAACCGUGUCACCGUCUCCUCAGCAGCUGAUGCGACCUCUACCUUCCUCCAAGGCUGGGCACGGCGCACUGGGUCGAGCACGGACUUUGGACCUGCGGAGAGCCCUGCUACUGUUAUCACUCAACUGAACUUGCUGGUGCAGGACCGGAACGAGCAGCAUCCCACCAAGUCGAGCCUGCAGAUCAUUGAUCUACCAGGAGCGGAGAAGCUUGCAGAAGACAAGAGUGCUUUACGCUUUCAAGAAGGCUCCUUGCUCAACAAGUCACUUCUUGUGUUCACUCAAGUAGUGAGUAACCUGGCGAGCUGCCCCUAUCCAGACAGAGUUAUCAACUACAGUGGAUCCAAAUUAACUCAGCUGACACAAGAUGCUUUUGGAGGAAACUGUAAAACUCGGGUUAUUUGUUGUCUACCCCCUAAACCAGAAACCCAACGCCUUGCUGCCGUCUUAAGAACAUGCUCUACCCUCUCUCAAGUGAAAAACUUCCCCGUACUAAAUGACUACUUUGUUGAGUCUCUGGUCACCCAAUAUCGAGCACGGAUCUUGGCAUUGCAGCACCUGUCAGCUGAGGAGAUGGGGGCCAAGGGCGGGGGUGAGAGAAUCAACACACUCAAGGAUCAGAUCCAUCGACUCAACAAUGAAAACGUGCUGUUACGAGAUAAGAAUGAGCGCUUGUACACCAAACUGGAAGAGCUUCAGGGAAAGAUGGGACAGAUGGCUGGAUCGAAAACCGAUCUCUCCUCUAAACUGGUGUUCAGUGAAGAAGAAAAGUUAAAGAUUUCCAAGGACCUAAUUGAUCUGCAAAUUCAGACCAACAAGAUCCGAGAACAAUAUGAAGCUGAGAACUUUGAGCUUAAGAAUAAGAUUUUAUUGCUGGAAAACAGAACAAUGGAGCUGGAAUUGCAGAAGGACAAAUGCGCACAUGAAUGUUGGAUGGCUAAGGAUCAUCUGAGGGCAUUGGAGAAAAAUCGUAAGGAAUUGGCAGAUGAAUACAUUGUCCUGAAGAGCAAUUAUAUUACCCUGAGUAAACAGCAUGAAAAUGAGGUUGCAAAAAACGAUGUGUUGAGCCUGGAGCUCUUGAAUUUGGCCAAUUCUAGGAAUUCGCUGACCCGGAACCAGGACGAGUAUGCGAAAUCCCGGGCCAUUUACGAUGAAGCUACGGCCGAGUUAAACAGAGUAAAGGGUCUUGCAGCCCGGCUCACCAGCCAGAAGAGGAAGCCUGAAGAGGUCUUUGUUUCUGAAUCCGAGCGUGGUACACUUGAGAGAAAUUUGCUAGGUAGCCAAGAUCAAAUCAAAGAACAAAUAGAAACAAUGAAGCAAAACCAUGAAAAACAACAAAAUGCAAUGGAAGAACGAAUAGUAAAGAUGGGCAAAGAACUUCAAGAGGCCAAAAGAGCUAUUCGAAACACCCAACACAAGCUAGCGGAGCAAACAGUGGCACUGCUGGGUUCGCAGAGCCAGCUAAAGGAGUUGGAAACUGAGAACUCUCAGUUACAGCUCCAUCUAAAAGAACUGAACGAGGAGUAUCGCAUGCGACUCGUCCGCUACAUUGAAGAUGUUACUGAAUAUGUGGAUAACACAAUGAAAUCUGGCAGUGACAACACAAAGCCCUCAUCUGACCAUCUUUACUUGAAGCGAUUUGUGGACAGCAUGCUGAAGGACAUUCGAUCUGCGUACAGGUCACGGGAAGAACAAUUGGCGACAGCAGCCAGAAACUACAAGAAAAGGAUGCAGAGUGUAGUCAAGAAACAUGAGCAUCUUUUGAUCGCAUACAGGAUGCAGCGGGAACAGAUUUUAUCGUUGGGCAACAAGGAUUUGGACCCUGGCCCUUCAGAGAUAACCUUGGCGAUCACUGACAGUGAGCUGCUGUCCAACCAGAGCCAGGAGCUCAACCGGCUUCGGGAGGACAAAUCCCAUCUAGAGGCAAAACUCCAAGACCUUCAAGAGAAGGUAAGACUGGGUCGGAGCUCUGCACCAGUCAUAUCUUCCUCGCUCCUAGAGACUGGUGGGAAAGCUGGUAAUGAAAGCUGGAGUGAACUAAGGAAACAGCUGAGAGAGUUUACAUUUACUACACAGGAGGAAUUGGAACGUGAGCGUGCUCAAUUGAUCUCACGAGUCACAGUUGCAGAGGAGCAGUUGGCCGAACUGCAGGAAUACGUGGAUAAACACCUGGGCAGGUACAAGCAGGAAAUCACACGCCUCCGAAAACUCAUUGGGACGGAAGUACCAAGAGCAGCCACCGCUGAUGUUCACCAUCGCUAACUUCUUGGACAAUCACACGGGAGCCUCAGCUUUGAAAUGUAGUAACCCCUGAGGUCGUCAGGGAUUUUCUGAGCAGCUAGUUUAAGUGAUUGGAAAGUGAACAUUGCGAUUAGUAAAAUAACAGAAUAGCAUUUUUGCUGACACUGAACGCUACAGAAAUAAAAGGUACUCAUAUUUACUACUGCCAUGGGGGAAGAGAUUAUGUGCUGUUACCACGUGGAAGUAGACUUGUUCACAAACUAGAGCCUCGACCGUACGUAGGAA